Andrographis paniculata is the source of this 625-nucleotide messenger RNA. RefSeq names its product 40S ribosomal protein S27-2-like. The coding region runs from base 158 to 418 and encodes 86 amino acids. The transcript has 4 exons. Gene Ontology annotation, biological process: ribosomal small subunit assembly; translation. The record is from RefSeq and is a predicted model, not a curated record. NCBI's taxonomy places the organism in Eukaryota, Viridiplantae, Streptophyta, Magnoliopsida, Lamiales, Acanthaceae. Gene Ontology annotation, cellular component: cytosolic small ribosomal subunit; ribosome. Gene Ontology annotation, molecular function: RNA binding; structural constituent of ribosome.
GGGUAAAAUUGUCAACCCAAAUUUCUGACCCAAGGUUUCAACUACACAUAUAUAUAAGGCAUCGUCAAAACCCUAGAAUUCAGAUUCCAGCAUUCUCUUCGCUGCACUUCCUCAAAGUUUCUCAUCGUCUCCCGGCGCCGCGUUCUUUGGAUCGAAGAUGGUUCUCUCAAACGAUUACGAUUUGCUCAACCCCCCGGCGGAGCUUGAGAAGAAGAAGCACAAGCUCAAGCGUCUUGUCCAAUCACCGAAUUCCUUCUUCAUGGACGUCAAGUGUCAGGGUUGCUUUAACAUUACCACUGUCUUCAGCCAUUCUCAAACAGUUGUGGUGUGCGGCAACUGCCAGACGGUGCUGUGUCAACCCACAGGCGGUCGGGCUAGACUCACCGAGGGAUGCUCCUUCAGGAAAAAGGGUGACUGAUGGGCAUGGUGAUUUUCACUUCUGCCUGCAUUCUUGUGAUAGUCAGAUGAUAGUCUAGAUGUUCCCUAGUGAGAAUGUGGGCCUUGUGUUUUUGAGUUGGAAUUUUGAGUAUUUUGGUUUCUAAUAUAUAGACAAGUUUAAGAAGUGACUGAAAAUGUUAUGCUACUACGUUUAAUUUUGGAAAUGAGAAUGUUAAUUUUAAGGAUA